AUGUCUUCCAACAAGACUUCCGAUGACCUCGCCGUCCCUAACGAGAUGGAUCCCGAGAUCAACGACAACAAUAAUCCGGGUCCUUCUACCCGACCUGCCCUUGGCACCACCGCCACCGCUGCCGAUCAUGGUAUAUCCCAGAGCGAUAAUAAAGAGGCGGAGAAGGCGACCGAGCUGCAGCGCCUUCAUGCCAGGAUCCAGGAAGAGCGCCGGGCUCAUAUUGAGGAAGCCCAGCGCCUCGAGGCCCAAUACCAGGCGGAGCGGGAGGAGAAGGAGCGCCUGGAGGUGGCGGCUCAGAAGGCAAAGGACCAGGCGCAGAAGGCGCGUAUUCAGAGAGCCGUACAGGCCACCCCUGAGGAGCGUGCGGCCCAUGAGGAGUCCAUGGAGAUUGACGACGCGAUGAGACGUGCUGAACGCCGCCGUGCCAACACUUACGGCCGAAUCAACGGAUAUCUCGAGGCCUGGGGAAAGAAACCCCGACGAUGA
Messenger RNA from Colletotrichum fioriniae, 486 nucleotides. RefSeq lists its product as uncharacterized. The record is from RefSeq and is a predicted model, not a curated record. Lineage: Eukaryota; Fungi; Ascomycota; Sordariomycetes; Glomerellales; Glomerellaceae.